Gigantopelta aegis is the source of this 1313-nucleotide messenger RNA. Its product is annotated as 3-galactosyl-N-acetylglucosaminide 4-alpha-L-fucosyltransferase FUT3-like. The transcript has a single exon. Gene Ontology annotation, cellular component: membrane. Gene Ontology annotation, molecular function: alpha-(1->3)-fucosyltransferase activity. The coding region runs from base 84 to 1286 and encodes 400 amino acids. Lineage: Eukaryota; Metazoa; Mollusca; Gastropoda; Neomphalida; Peltospiridae. The record is from RefSeq and is a predicted model, not a curated record.
GUGUCGUACUGGUUGCCGUCAUACUUACACUUCUUUGUCUUCAAACGUUUCUACCUUUUUCACCUACCUUAACAGUUCGACAAAUGAUUAAACAUAUGAACGUGUUCGUCAUAUUAAGCAAUUCCGAACAAACGACAAAGGGAAGCAAUUUGGAACAAACGACAAGGGGAAAUAAUUUGGAACAAACGACAAGGGGAAGCAAUUUGGAACAAACGACGAGAGCCAAUACCCAUCAACACGAAGACACAACUGCCAGAAGUUCCGUGGCUCUAAACAACAAGGACAAAAUAAUUUUGUGGUACGUUAAAACCAGAUACCAGCCUCCAAUGCCAGGUCUGGUGGCGUUACAACACUGCCCGGAAAUGAAAUGCAGGAUGACCUCUAACCGGAAGUAUUUAAAUCAAAGCUCCGCAGUCGUGUUUGCGGCGCAGCUGAUUCGUGAGAAACACCCCCCACUGAAACAUCCGGGUCAGGUGUGGAUAUUUCACAACCACGAAUCUCCGUUAGAUGGGUGGUCAUCGCUCCCAACCUUCAGACUGCCGCAGUGGAAAGGAAAGUUUAACUGGACGAUGGACUACAGGAACGAAGCAGACAUUCUUUCACCUUACGGAAUUUUGAAAAAACUACCUCAACCGAGAAAGCGAAACUACAGCGAUAUUGUCUCGAAGAAGAAGGGUCUAGUCUCCUGGAUGGUAAGCAACUGUAACACCGAAGGAAAGAGAGAGCUGUAUGUUAAGAAAAUAAAGAAAUACUUCCCGGUGACAGUGCUAGGUGGAUGUGGCGGGAAACGAUGCGGCAGACUCCACGACGACGAGUGUUUGUCGGAAAUCAACAAACACAAGUUUUACCUGGCGUUCGAAAACGGUUUCUGUCCGGACUACAUAACGGAGAAAUUCUAUCGGUUUUAUUCCGUUGAUGUGGUUCCUGUUGUUCGAGGAGGUGGGAACUAUUCUAGAGAUCUUCCUGAAGGAACGUACGUCAACACGGCCGAUUUCAAAUCAGUUGCCGACCUGGCCAAGUAUCUCAAUUAUCUGGACAAAAACGACGAUAAAUAUAUCGAGUAUCUCAGACGUAAAGAUCAAUAUGAGUCUAUAUACGAAGCUUAUAAGAUGAGCAAUAAGAAAGGGAAUCUAUUUUAUGUACACUAUCACUAUGAACAUACGCCAUUCUGUGAUGUGUGCAGAAGACUGUGGAACACUGACAAUUACACAAAAACGUACAGUGAUAUAGGGGCGUGGUUUGAUAGUGGUCGGUGUUAUAAGCCCACUGAUAUACACCAACUCUAACAACGUAGACAUAUAGUAGUUUUAAUA